Lucilia sericata (common green bottle fly) is the source of this 1274-nucleotide messenger RNA. RefSeq names its product protein tantalus. The transcript has 2 exons. Bases 87 to 1004 code for a protein of 305 amino acids. Lineage: Eukaryota; Metazoa; Arthropoda; Insecta; Diptera; Calliphoridae. The record is from RefSeq and is a predicted model, not a curated record.
GUCACUCCGGCAACAUAUACACUUUUUGACAUAAGUAUACAACUUUUGUUGUUUCUGUAGAAUUGACUUCACCUUAUUAUUCCACCAUGGAAGGAAUUGUUGUCGGUAUUGCGCAAAUAAAUUUUCACCAAAAUUUAAGUGGAAUAGCGGAUGAAAAUAGCUCACCAAACUUUGCUAUAGAGUCAUCUGCAAACAUGACAACUGCCGAAAGUUAUUUGCUCAAAGCAGAGGAAUUACCAACAAUAUGUGAGCAAGAUGUCGGCGAUGGUACUGUAAAUAAUUUAAUUGAAACAGAUACUACUGGUGAUAGUGGUUGGGAAGAAGUGGAAGAUGAUGAAGAAAAGUGCACGCGCAAUAAUAAGAGAGGCUACACCUUGGCCGAAAGGCGUCAAAUGCCAACGAGAGCCUCUAAAGAAUCUUCUCUGUUAGGAAUAAAGCGACGUACAAUUAUGAAACCCAGCAAGCGUGUUAGGAACACUGAUGAUUUUCAAAACUUAAAACCUGCCGAUAUAAAGAAAAUUUAUCUUAAUAAGAAGCUAACCAAUUUUAAACCCUCAAGUUUAGAGACUAUUUUCGAAGAGGCAACAACCACCACACAAAACAAUGAACAAGAUUAUAGUCGCCUAAUGGGAGGCCGUAAGAUAAAGAGGGCCCUCUCCUGUACAGAUGGUUUUAGAUACAGUAAGACUUUGGUGAAUAAAAGACGAGCCAAAAUAAAGAAGACGUUUGGCAAACGAUUUGCCUUAAAGAAAAUCUCCUUGGAAGAGUUUAUUACAAAACUAAAUGACAGUAUUGAGAAAAAUGAUAAUGAAACAAAUUCAACUGAGUGUCAAGAGCAGCGCGAGGAUGAAAGCAAUUACAAUGAAACUGCCACACAAUUUUCUUGUUCAGAAAUGUUUGUAUCAAAUAUCUCUGCUCAGCUAGAAGAGGAUGAUGCAAUGAUGCCAAAUAACAUUCCUACAACUGGAUUAGAAAUAGAAUUAUCAAACGAAAUGUCUCUGUAGUAGACAAAAAGGCCUAUUUUUAAAAAAAACUAAAUAUUUACAAGACUGAAGUGAGUGUUUAUAAUGCAAAUUAAUUAAUGUAGUAAUUUUAACUAUUUGACAAGAAAACUGCAAUUAUAAAUAUGUAUAACUAUACUACUCUGCCAAUAUUUCCUUUAUAUAUGAAAAAGAAGUUUCAAGGUUCAUUUUGGAAUGUUGGCAUCUUUUUUUAUAUCCUAUAUAAAUUUUUAAUAAAUCUUUUGAUUUCUCUUUUUAACGUUAAAUUUAAAA